This is a messenger RNA of Xylaria bambusicola, 1255 nucleotides long. RefSeq lists its product as uncharacterized. NCBI's taxonomy places the organism in Eukaryota, Fungi, Ascomycota, Sordariomycetes, Xylariales, Xylariaceae. The transcript is spliced from 5 exons. The record is from RefSeq and is a predicted model, not a curated record. Bases 145 to 1212 code for a protein of 355 amino acids.
CAUGGAUUAACAUAUAUCGUGUGUCAAUCGUAUAACUUCAUUGGAAUCGAUUUUCUUCUCAUAAUUACUUAACUAACGCUAUUGGACUUCUAUGAUAUUACCCAGGCUUUGGAUAUCUGCUGGCUUGUGUGGAAUAUUGCAGCCAUGAGUCCCCCGCUCACGAAGAACGCACGCGAGAACUACGUCGCCUCGGUCACGCUCAUCGUACUCACCUCUGUGUGUGUGCUUCUACGGUUAUCGCUGAAGAUUUUCAGGGGGCAGAGCCCGAGGGGUCCGGAUUUGUUGUGCUUUGUUGCUAUGGGCGUGUUUGGGACGUACGCUGCGUUGAUCUUGAACUUUAUUUUCAACGUCUCGCAGUACCGCGCCCUCGAUCCUGAUCCGAGAUUGGGUGUUGAUGAAGCUAUGAAUCUCGCAAAGUUAGUCUACACCAACGAGCUCCUCUUCGGCGCCGGAAUCACCGCUAUUAAGCUCAGCAUCCUCUGGUUCUACCACGACCUCUUCUCCGUGGACAUGACCCUGCUCCGCGUCAUACGAGUUACCGCGGGGAUCUGCAUUCUCUGGUUCGUCGUGGCGACCCUCGUCAUCGCGCUGCAGUGCUCGCCCGUGCAGGCUUACUGGGAACACUACGAUCUACCCCCGUACUGUCUCGAGUAUCCGCGCGUCCUGCUGGGCUAUGAGAUUUCGAAUCUCUUCAUCGACGUUGCGAUCUUGUGUAUUCCUACGGGAACGAUAAUACGCCUGAAUCUCUCGUGGCUGAGGAAGGUCCCGAUUAUCUCCAUUUUCUUGCUGGGCGCAGUGGUCUGUAUAUUCAGUAUUGUUAGAUUAACCGCUAUAUGGAACCCGCCCGAUAUAUUCACGGGCUUGAACUUCGGUGCAACAUACAUAUGGUCUACAGCACAGCUAGGUGUCGCUAUCAUCACUAGCUGCCUGCCUACUUUCGGCCCACUGCUGUCGUUCUUUGCGAAGCCUGUCCCGUAUAUCAGGAGCUUGUAUGAGGCUCUACGGUCAUUCUCGUCUAUCAACCGCUCUAGUGCGCGGAAUAAGGUGAUGGGUGCUGUUGGUGAUGAAGGCUCCUGGGGUAGGGUUGCAGAUGAUAGAGGGACGUCUCCUCAGAGCUGGACGCACGCUGUGGACCUGGAUACCACCCAGUUUGCGCUACAUGCUGUGCCUUCGAGGGCGGCCUUGGUUGAUAGAGGGGUUGAUGCUGUCUAGACAACGUAGGAAUCUAUUGAAUGUCUAGCCACGGGGUUCAUAG